Oncorhynchus masou masou (cherry salmon) is the source of this 1722-nucleotide messenger RNA. Its product is annotated as zinc finger protein 425-like. Gene Ontology annotation, biological process: regulation of transcription by RNA polymerase II. Bases 158 to 1222 code for a protein of 354 amino acids. The transcript is spliced from 2 exons. Gene Ontology annotation, molecular function: DNA-binding transcription factor activity, RNA polymerase II-specific; RNA polymerase II cis-regulatory region sequence-specific DNA binding. The record is from RefSeq and is a predicted model, not a curated record. NCBI's taxonomy places the organism in Eukaryota, Metazoa, Chordata, Actinopteri, Salmoniformes, Salmonidae.
CGACAAUACGGACGUAAAACUGGGAGAGGGUUUGUUUUGUUUGUGGCUAGUGGCUACCAGUUUUCCUCGUGGACGAAGCCAUACCACAGGCAAAAAGGGUUAGUUAUUAGUAUAUUUGGCCAUACGAGCUUAAUACCCACCUUUCAGUCGUCUGAAAAUGUCUACAUUACUAAUGUUGCGCGUGUUCUUAAAUGAGCGUUUAACAGCGGCUGCUGUGGAGAUUUUCGGGGCAGUUGAGAAAACGGUAACCGAGUACCAGGAGGAGAAUGAUAAUCUGCGGAGACUGCUGCGGAUAACCCCGGACAUAAACCAAUGUAGAAAAGAGCCCCUUCAGUUAUCUGUUGCUGUCACUGAAGACAAGGUUCCCCCUAAGCAGCAGCACUCUGAGCAGGAGUGGAGAACCAGUCUGCAGCAGGAGGACCGAGAACCCACACAGAUUAAAGAGGAACAGGAGGAACUCUGGACCUGUCAUGAGGAAGAUUUCAGUGUGUUCAAAUUACCUCCUUGUGUGAAAAGUAAAUGUGAUCAGGAAAACCCACAGUCCUUUUCUCUUCCCCAAACCCAGACAGUGGAGAACAGAGACAGUAACUCUAAACCAGUGGACCUCCCACAUUUUGUCACCGUUACACAUCUAGAGGGUCUCGACAUUCCCUGUGACCCUCCAGAUAAUCAAAACUAUAGCCACAGCUCAUCUGUAAGCGGUGACCUAGUAGGACUUAGGCUGCUGUCACCAUUCCAUCACAGCCCACCACUGGAUCCCAACCCAUCAAUGGGGGAACACUGUCUCAAACCCAGCACCACGUCUAGAAAAACUCACCGCUGCGGUGACUGUGGUGAAACGUUUGCUCUGACAGCUGACCUGCAGGAGCAUGUGACUCUCACCAAGAGACCCAGCGAAUGCCGUCUCUGCAAAAAACGCUACAACUCCACCUGUGAAUUGAAGGCCCAUGUCAGAUUCUGUCAUGUGGAGAGACCCUGCACCUGCCCCUUUUGUGGAAAGACCUUCAAACUCAAAGGACAUCUAUCCAGGCAUAUGAGGAUUCACACAGGAGAGAAACCAUUUGGCUGUGGUGACUGUGGGAAGAGCUUCAUUCAGAAGGGGGACUUAAUGAGACACAUACUUACUCACACAGGAGAGAAACCAUUUAGCUGUAAAGACUGUGGGAAAAGCUUCAAUCGGAAGGGGAACCUAACUGAACACAUACGGACUUGCACAUACUGAGUUACACAGGAAAGAAAGUUCCCAAAGAAACAAAGUAUUUAGGACAAAGACAUCUUGUCAGAUGGACAACACUCUUUGGAAAAGCAAAGCAACUCUGGCUCAUUCAUUCUGUGGGUUUCAGAUAAAUCAAUGUCAUGAAUUUACUUUUGCAAAACAUAUUUAAAGGUUUGAUUUGAUCCAACAAUAGAGUAAUUCAAUUUAUGGUCUGCUGCUCAAAGUCUCUUGAUGUAUUCACACCAUUAUAUACAGGAAUUCCUUGUAGUUUGUUUUGGAAUGUCUCGAAUAGUCCAAGAAAUUGUCCUUGCAUUCGUCAGAUCAUUUUUUCAAAUCUAUAAAACUGAUCUAUGGUCAAAUGUGGUUCCCCUCAUGGUUAUCAGUAGGAUUUGUGGAGCCAGUGGAGGGUAAACCGCUCCUGAAACGGAUCCUGUGAGGGCAGCACUUACCAUGGGAGGGCAGCACUUACCAUGGGAGGGCAGCACGCAAUGAGUUGGAAUAAUAAU